Messenger RNA from Belonocnema kinseyi, 2631 nucleotides. RefSeq names its product sodium channel and clathrin linker 1-like. The record is from RefSeq and is a predicted model, not a curated record. The transcript is spliced from 11 exons. Bases 119 to 2428 code for a protein of 769 amino acids. NCBI's taxonomy places the organism in Eukaryota, Metazoa, Arthropoda, Insecta, Hymenoptera, Cynipidae.
UCCCUGCCUUCUUUUUUUUCUGACAUGCCAUCUCAAGUAAAAUCGUAGUUACGUCUUUCAAAUUCCCGAAGCACACGACAAGUAUCAGCUAGCAAACAAAAUUUUUUAAAAUAUGUAAAUGGAAACGAAUUUGUUAGAAAUGUCGACUGCCACACUAGAAAUUCCAUGCCCAGAUUCGCAGAGUAAAGAAAAAAGCGAGACAAAAAGAAUUCGAUCUGUUAAAGAAACAAGAUCCUUAAAAAAACCUUCUUCCAUACCAACAGGACAGAAAUUUAAAACUAAACAAAAUACAGGACUGCAGUCUGUGGCGUCAAAAAUGGAAUCAAUAGAAAAUCAUGUUAAUCAACGACCUACGUCUAAGAAUCGUACAUUGACAUCUUUAAUCACGAAUGCUUCAAGACCGAGAGCCAGUUUCUUGCUUGCGAAUAAUGCCGUCCAGAAACGCCUGUUGGAAAAUCAGUACCUGAUGAAUAAGAAACGCUACUCUGUUUUAAGAAAGGAGCUGAAUGAUAAGCAUAAAAAUGCUGUUCAAUUAUACAAGCACAUGUCUCAUCUACGCGAGAAGGUGAUUGGCUUAGGAGCGAAGGACCCCGGAAAGUUAGAAGAAGUCGGAUUGUACUUGUCUUCUGAAGCAGACAAAAUUUAUAGUCCCUCUAUUGUUUCUGGUGCUGGAGAACAACCCGAAAUUCAACUUCCAGAUUCUAUCGUCACCAAUGAAUUUGUCGAUACCAUAAAAUCGAAACUACAUGCGAUUCUCGAACUCUACCUCACCCUUUGCCAGGAAGCAUUAGACAAAAGAAUGGAAAUGCUCUGCUGGCUCAAACAAAACGUCUUCAUGAGAGAUGUUGACGAAAGCUUUAAUGAAAUUAACCUGGAUUCAUCUAUAACCAAGCAGUUCGAAGAAUUUCAAAAUGAAGACAGCGGCUUUCGGCAAAAACUAGAGAGAACAAAGAACGCCCAGAACGAGAUGAUAGUAGAGCUGGUAAAGGAAUCUAAAGUCCUCUGGACCGAAUAUCAGCUUCAUCGCAAUAAACUCCAAGAAGUAGGAAGCACAAGUGAAGUUGAACUAAAAGAGAAGCUGAUUAGUAUAACUGAUCAGCUGAAAGUAGAACGAGACAAGGCGCAACAAAUCAUGGAUCAGAAAACAGUACUGGAAGGUCAAAUGCAGAAAAUUAGAGGCAAAGUUCGUGAACUGGAGGGCAAGGUGAUCAACGGGGAGAAAACAAUUCAACAGCUGCAGACUACGGUAAAGCAACUAGAGUCCCAGGUAAAACAGAAGGAAGCCAGCCUGCAACAUUGUACGAAAGAGAUGCAGAAGAUAGCGAAGAGUAACGAGACCGUCAUCACUAAACUAGAGAAGCAGAAAGAGAAUCUUCAAUCACGGCUGACUGAGGCGACGAACGAGCUCACGAAUAAUAAUAGUGGUUUUGAGGGUGCUGUUCAAGAAACGAAGCAGAAGCUUAAGGAAGCUAAUAAUGAACUCUUUCAUGAACGAAAGAAUAGAUCACUGGUAGAAACUGAGCUAGCAAAAUUAAAGGAACGCUAUGUGGUGCUCGAGGAACGGAGUCAGACACUCCUGAAACUUGCGGAGAAGACGGAGGACUUAGGAAAAAGUGAAAGUACAUCAAUUUCUAAUAAUUCCAACAACGAAAUGUUAAUAUACAAUGAACUGCAAGCCGCUAAAGUUACUAUAAAAGAACAGGAGAAUAGGCUCGAACAGUUCAAAAGAGAAAAGGACGACCUCGCAACUGUAGUGAAAAAAGCAGCUAGUCGUGAAGUGAUCGACGAGCCGAGCAGUAAGCUAGCGGCAGAUUUGUUAGCGGCGACUCAUCAAAUAAAAGUUCUCAAAGAAGAAAACGCUGAAUUGAAAAGGAACUUUACAAAAAUGCACAAUAAGAGUGAAAGUCUUGAGAAGCAGCUGAUGGAUUUGCACGCUAGCUUUCAAGUUCAGAGUAAAGAAGAUGGUAAGACGGCUUCUAACGCACUUUUGGCUAAGUUACAUCAGAACAAUUUAGAUUUAAAGUGCAACCUAGCUCAUCUGGAAAGUGAAAACGAGCAACUGGGAGCCGAGCUGCCACAAAAGCAAGUCGAACUUGACUGCAUAAAACAAGAUCAGAAUAAACUUCUCAGGGCCAGAGAGGAAAGUUACAUCAAACCUGCAAGGGUGAACAGAGAUACGAAAGACGGUCGCAAUCUAGAACAGCUUGAUCAGCAGAUCGCAGCGAAGGUACGCGAGCUGCAAGAAAUUUACAUCACGCUAGAAAACAAAAAGAGGCAGGUCACGCAGCUCGAGGAAAUGGUGAAGCAAAUGGAACUGCAGCAAGAUAGAGCACAAGCCCAAAGAACUCGUCUAGAAACCAGGAUCGCAGAGUUAGAAUUGGCAGCGAUGGAAAAAAAUCAGCGGAGUAGAGGCUUCAGCAUCAUGUAAGGAAUUUUCUCGAAACAAAUUCUCAAAAACUUCAACAAAUCACUAACAUUAUCGCUAAUUCUUCUCUCUUUCUUAUAUUGUAUUUUGUUGGCUGCUGGCGAUCUCAUAUGUGUCGCGGGAAAAACACUUUUAUAUGCAUUUACGAAAGCUGUAUUUCUAAAAUACUUUCUAUUUUGUACAAAAUAAAAUCUUACGGAAUAAAA